Molecule: messenger RNA, 798 nt
Organism: Piliocolobus tephrosceles (Ugandan red Colobus)
Lineage: Eukaryota; Metazoa; Chordata; Mammalia; Primates; Cercopithecidae
Product: polynucleotide 5'-hydroxyl-kinase NOL9
Exons: 3
Coding region: 5-499 (164 amino acids)
Biological process (GO): cleavage in ITS2 between 5.8S rRNA and LSU-rRNA of tricistronic rRNA transcript (SSU-rRNA, 5.8S rRNA, LSU-rRNA)
Cellular component (GO): nucleus
Molecular function (GO): polynucleotide 5'-hydroxyl-kinase activity
Source: RefSeq, a predicted model, not a curated record
AGCAAUGAAUAGAGUGAGAUGCAAAUUCAUUUUCCAGGUCCCUUUCAAUGCAGUCGCGCUCCGGAUUACCCACUCUGAUGUCGCCCCUACCCAUAUACUAUAUGCUGUGAACGCCAGCUGGGUUGGUCUUUGCAAGAUCCAGGAUGACGUCAGAGGAUACACAAAUGGGCCCAUCCUGCUUGCCCAGACUCCAAUCUGUGACUGCUUGGGCUUUGGCAUCUGUAGGGGCAUUGACAUGGAGAAGCGGCUGUACCAUAUCCUCACCCCUGUGCCCCCGGAAGACCUCAGGACCGUGAAUUGUCUGCUCGUUGGAGCUAUUGCCAUUCCGCAUUGUGUCCUUAAGUGCCAGCGUGGGAUCGAAGGGACCGUACCUUACGUCACAACGGAUUACAAUUUUAAAAUUCCUGGAGCAUCAGAGAAAAUUGGAGCAAGAGAACCUGAGGAGGCACAUAAAGAGAAACUAUACCGAAGACCUAAGUUCUGUCGAAAAAUGAAGUGAUGCUCGCGUUUUUAACAAGGGAAGAAACUUUCCUACCUGAAAACUUUGUCUCAAGCCUGACCACGAGAGACAUGAUGGAGUUUCAUGGCCAUGAAUGGUGCCCUUAUUAGCAACACUGUUUCCUGUGUAAUUCGUGAAUGCCGUAUAGUAGUCUUAAGUUUCUCUUUUAAAGCUGCAUGAGCUAGAAUUUGCUCUAGUCUUCUGUGUGGUACUCAUACUUGCUGUCUGGUGUGCUUUCCAGAGGGAGUAAAACGGCAGAGAACAGUUUGUGUGCCAUUAAAACAGAGAUUCCUCAGAAA